Messenger RNA from Austrofundulus limnaeus, 2292 nucleotides. RefSeq lists its product as uncharacterized. The coding region runs from base 155 to 1678 and encodes 507 amino acids. The record is from RefSeq and is a predicted model, not a curated record. The transcript has 14 exons. Lineage: Eukaryota; Metazoa; Chordata; Actinopteri; Cyprinodontiformes; Rivulidae.
GUCAUUAGCACCUCUAGUAAUAUAUUUACUGAGAAAAAUGUUGACAUGUUUAAUACUUAUUUUACCGCUGUAUAUUUACAGCUUCUAAACAACUAACAGGUUUGAGUUCAUUUAAAUGUAACAGGUAUUUUAGAGCCACAGGAGUCCCACGCCCAUGUUCAUGGGACUCAUGGGCACAAAUCCUCAGCCCCACAUGGACAUGAAGACAACAAGCAGUCACAUCAAAAAGUUGAAAGAACAGUUAUUUCAGAUCCUCACGAGGCCCACAGACACACACAUGAGAGUCAUGGUCACACAUCCACGACCUCACAUGGACAUGGAGAAGACGAGCAUGCGCACAAAGCUGAAAGGACAGAUCCUCAUAAGUCCCACAUACAUGUUCAUGGGACUCACAGCCACAAAUCCUCAGCUCCACAUGGACAUGAAGAUGAGCAUUCACACCAAAAAGUUGAAACAACAGUUAUUUCAGAUCCUCACAAGUCCUACAGACACACACAUGAGAGCCAUGGUCACACAUCUACAACCUCACAUGGACAUGGAGAAGACGAGCAUGCACACAAAACUGAAAGAACAGAUCCUUAUGAGUCCCAGAUACAUGUUCAUGGGACUCACAGCCACAAAUCCUCAGCCCCACAUGGACAUGAAGAAGACAAGCAUUCACACCAAAAAGUUGAAACAGCAGUUGUUUCAGAUCCCCACGAGUCCCACAGACACACACAUGAGAGUCACGGUCACACAUCUACAACCUCACAUGGACAUGGAGAAGAUGAGCAUACACACAACGCUGAAAGAACAGUCAUUUCAGAUCCUCACAAGUCCCACAGACACACACAUGAGAGUCAUGGUCACACAUCUACAACCUCACAUGGACAUGGAGAAGAUGAGCAUACACACAAAGCUGAAAGAACAGAUCCUCAUAAGUCCCAGAUACAUGUUCAUGGGACUCACAGCCACAAAUCCUCAGCCCCACAUGGACAUGAAGAUGAGCAUUCACACCAAAAAGUUGAAACAACAGUUAUUUCAGAUCCACAUGAGUCCCACAGACACACACAUGAGAGUCACGGUCACACAUCUACAACCUCACAUGGACAUGGAGAAGACGAGCAUACACACAAAACUGAAAGAACAGAUCCUCACGAGGCCCACAGACACACAAUUGAGCGUCAUGGUCACACAUCUACAACCUCACAUGGACAUGGAGAAGACGAGCAUGCGCACAAAGCUGAAAAGACAGAUCCUCAUGAGUCCCACAGACACACACAUGAGAGUCAUGGUCACACAUCUACAACCUCACAUAGGCAUGAAGAAGGCGAGCAUUCGCACCAAAAAGCUCAAAGAACAGUUAUUUCAGACCCCCACGAGUCCCACAGACACACACAUGAGAGCCAUGGUCACACAUCUACAACCUCACAUGGACAUGGAGAAGACGAGCAUGCACACAAAUCUGAAAGAACAGCUCUGCAUGAGUCAGAGAAAAACAAGCAUGGCCACAAAUCCACAACAUCGUCUGAAAGCAGGGGGCACAGCGAAGAGCAUCGAAUCGUUGAAAAACAGGGGAGAGAAGGAGGCGGUCAUGAGAACACCAAACAUGCUUUCAGGAAAGAGGAAGACGACCAACAAGAGCGAGAAAAGAGGAAUAAAAAAGGUAGAUUCUGAGUGUGAUGUUAUAGCUCAGUGAUUCAUAACUGGUUGCAUAAAUUUAGUGAGAUUUAAGGCUGUCAGUUUGUGCAUCCUGUGGGUGUUUGAAUCUGGUUGCCAGUUCAUUUCAUCCCUCCAACUGCCUUUGAAGCGAGGCUUUACUGUCCUGUUUGGAUUGCUGCAGGAUUUUUUUUACAUAAAUGCAGCAACAAUGUUAUAUGUUAAAUCUUAAUAAAGUCCAACCAGUUAGGAAGCAUUUGUGAGCUCAUAGAACAAAACAAAACCCUUUUCUUAGAAAAUCCCAACCUCCUAAUCCAUUAGACUAGGUGGGCAAUGCUGGUCCUCGAAUGGUUUACUUAUUUCUUUGCUUCAAUACCUGAUCCAGUAACUGAAUUACCUCUUCCAAGUUCUGCAGAUGUUUGGUAAUCACCCAUUCAUUCAAAUCAGGUGUGUUGGAGCAGAGAAACAAGUGAAACAUAAGAGAGAGCGGAUUGCCCAGUCCUGUGUUAGACCUUCUGUAACAUUAUUAUUUAUGUAGAAAACUGUAGUGUGUCAAAUGACAACUAGACAUAAACAAAGAUUCCUUCAUUCCUCAAGGACUUCUGAAACUUCUGAGCUCAGGAGAGCCCGAAGUCAAACAGUUACUUGGGGUCA